AUAUUUCACACGAUGGUGAGGCGUAUAAAUAUAAGAGAUGAGAUCAAACGGACCAUUUAACGGACGAAAUGGACUGGAAAGUUGUCUUCGUUUUGGUCUUUGGACUAACAAAUUCACAAAGGAGCGUCGAUCGAGCAUAUUCACCAAACACGGAAUAUGUUUACGAAUAUGAAGCUCAGUUGGCAACUGGAAUGCCGGGAGGUAGCAAGUUGUAUUCUGGGCUGAAAGUCAAAUCUGAUGUCCGUUUCCAGUUCCAAACAGUAUCCAGAGUCACGAUGAAGAUGGACAAAGUUUAUCUUUAUAAACUGAACGGCUUGGUUGAAAACGAGAACCCUACUAGGGAACAACUCUCUGUUUAUGAAGAACUCAGUGGUUCAGAGGCCAAAUGGAUGCUUGACUAUCUGAUGAAACCUAUGACGUUCAAGUACAUUAAAGGACAUGUACUAGAAAUUAGGGGUGAGACUGAUGACAAUGCUUGGUCCACCAAUGUAAAGAAAGGUAUACUGAGUUUACUGGAGAUGAAUCUGGAGGAGAGGAUGUCUGUCAGCAGUAAAGAUCGUCUGGUGGAACUUAACCGUAAUAGGUUUGCUCCAACAGACUUCUAUACUGUCAUGGAGCCAAGUGUUGUUGGUGACUGUGAAACAACAUACAAUCUUGAAACAGAUAUGUCCAAUGAAGGCCAGAAUUACAUGUACUUGACUAAAAUCAAGAACUAUAAACGUUGUCUGGAUCGUCCUGUAUAUACCAGGUCUUAUUUCAAUGCAAUGAAAUGUGCACAGUGUGAAAUUGAAAGGACUGAACCAUUCAAAUCAGCAUCCCAGAUCCGAUACAUUCUCAACGGAGACAAACGCAUGUUCCUUAUCCAAAGUGCUAUAGCAGAAAGUCAGCAUAUAUUCACACCGUAUUCAGCUGACGGAGGAAAUGUUGCUACUUAUAUUAACCAGACAAUGGUGUUGAUCAACCAAGAAAAAAUCCAAAGUCCAAUCGCCGGCCCACGAAAUCCACAGGUCUAUACUAAUGGACUUCAAGCUGAUGUACAUGACAAGCAGGACCAACUUGAGAAACCUCUAACAAUGCAACCAUCUUUAGAUCAAAUGCCAAAACGAACUCCCGAAGAAGCCAAACAAUUGAUUUCAAAGUAUCUGAACAUGAUUGUUGGUUACUCAAAAGAUGAAGUCGAAGCAGAGGCGACGUCAGUAACUUUUACUUUAGCUGAUGAAAUAAGAAGAGCUGACGCCGAUAUUUUACGGUCUGUUUGGGAAGAAUAUGCAGAAAGUACUGAUAAGUCAGCUAAUGGCGACAAAUACUAUAAGAGAGAAAUUUUAUUAGAUGUUUUUCCAAUGACUGGAACGCCAGCAGCUUUUGAGAUUUUGUCUGACUACAUCAGAAAGGCUAAAACCAGUCCAGAGAGAAUGUCCGUCGCCAUUAAUGCCUUUACUGUCACAGCUUAUCCCGAUAUCAAUAUUGCCAAAUAUCUGCUGGAAAUGGUGCGUGACAAAUAUAUCUACAACACAGAACCCUUACGUCAAUCCACAUACAUGUGUUUGGGCGCUUUUGCCGAUAGGAUUAGAGUUGAAAAGGACAAGCUGAACAAAAAGUUGUUACAGAAGGAAAAACAGAUAAAGGCACUUCAUGAUGCUGAGAACAGGAAAUACGUACAAUCUCAGCUUCAAUCUAAGCUCACACAUGUCCAAGAUCAACUGGAACAAACUUCUGCAGUAUUUUCUAAACUAAAAAUGGAAAUCUUAAAGGAAGUGAGAUCAUUGAUGAAAUCACAGAAACCUGAGGACCUUAUUCUGGCUUUGAAAACCAUUGGAAAUGCCGGAUAUCCUGAUUUCAUUUCUGACAUCAAACCUAUUAUAGAAGACAAAUCAAAAUCACAAAUUAUACGUGCACAAGCUAUUUACAGUUUAAGGAAAAUAACUGCUUACAUACCGGAGGCUGUUAGGAUUUUGCUCUUGCCGUAUUACUUCGACUCCCAAGAGGUUGAAGAAGUGAGAAUUGCGUCGUAUUUGUUAAUAGCUGGCACCAGUCCAACAAGACCAACACUUGAACUGAUUGCUCAAUCAUUGUACAGAGAACCCAAUCCUCAUGUUGGUACAUUCGUGUACACACACUUGGAACAAUUGUCUAACUCAACACAUCCUUGUCUUAUGUCUUGGGCAAAGAAUGCUACAUUUGCUUUGCGAUUUGCCAAGAAAUUUAGCCCCAGUUGGCACUACUCUCAAUUUUUCCACCUAUCAUCAUAUAAUGAUGAAGCUAAAUUAGGCGGUGCUUUGGAGUUUGGUUACGUAUCCUCUCCCCAAGAAUUUAUCCCUCGCAGUGGUGCAAUUCAUGGGAACAUGCACAUCCUGGGUUAUUCUACAAACGUUAUGGAGGUUGGAUUUAAUACUGAAGGUCUCCAGAACAUGGUCAGUAAAUUACUUGGUCCCCACAGUAAGCUAGCUAGGAGUCAAUCAGUUUUGGACUUACUCAAGUCACGAAAACAGUCUGUUUCUUCAUCUGAAAGGCAAUCUGAGGAAAGCAGGCAACAAGCUGACCAAGUCCCAGAAAGAGUUAGAGAUAUACAUAAAAAAUUGAAAGUAGAACAGAGACGAUCACCAAACCUGCAGGGGCACAUCUAUUUCAAACUCUUCAACAAUGAAAUUAGGUACUUUGAUUUGGACGAAUCAAUGCUACUUAGUGUCAUUCAAAAAGGAUUGUCCUCAGACAAGAGUGAUUCCAAGAAUGGUUUUGACGUUGAUUUUUAUAAAUCAGCCCAGCACAUCGAUGGCCAAUACAGUUGGUUCACCGAGAUUGGAUUCCCCAUUCAUUUCAAAGUUAAAAGUUCUGCAACAUCAAAAGUAACUGGUAAAUGGUCUUUCGGACCAACACUUAAAGGAGGUGCUGUACAAGCAGAAGCCAAAUUCGAUAUUGAUUCAAGCAUGGCAUUCCAAAUGAGAGGAGUGGUAGAAGCAGAUUUUUACUAUUUCAAGAGCGGUGCUACAGUAACAUCACAGUUUCAGUCGGCAUCACCAACAACCUAUUCCCUAUCAGUAAAUCCAAGCACAAGAGAAUUUUUCGCAAGGUUGGAUAUGAAGAAUUUGAAAGAGAAUUUCUUCCACAGUGAGAUUAGCCCUACGUUCUUUGUUGAGAGUCAUUACAUUGGCGCAACUAAAGUUCCAUAUGCAGACCUUAAAUAUGUGGACAAGAUGUACGACGCAGAAGUGAUUCCAUUUGAUUACCAAUAUGGAAAAUACGAAUUAGGCUAUACAUACACAAUGAAAGGACAAACAGUUACUAGAAAUUUCCUACCACGUCUGCCUUUUUAUCCAUUUUGUGGAAGAAAUCAGAUUUUCAUGUCUCUUAAGCCAGGAGUUAACCCUCCAGAAUUCAGAGAAUUUCAAUUCAAAUAUUUAACUAAACUAUCAGAUCCAUCGGAGGACAGCAGAUUGGACAAAAGUUCUGAAGAACGUCAAUUAGAUCAGACUAGUAAAGAACAAGAUCAAAGUAAUUCACAAAAUGGUAUUUGGUCAAAUCUCAAGAGUUGGUUUGGUGCAAAUACAGAGAGUGAAGAGUCAAUGUCAUCUAAACCUCGUCAGAGAACACAGCACCAAUCACAACAAAGUAGUAGUAAUUCUCAACAACAGUCACAGCAACGUCGAUCUUCCAGCAGUUCCCCAGCAUGGUAUGGAUUUGGGGUUCGAUUUGUUGGCGUUGGAAGUAAACCAGAACGAUGGACACAGUUUCGCGGAUAUUAUCAACGUAAUCCAACAAACAGACAGUAUAGUUUUAAUUUCCAUUAUUCACGUAAUGCUUUUCCAGUGAUAGAACAGCAUCCAUACAGUGUCGAAAUAAAGGGAACAGGUACAUAUCCAGAAAUGGAAAUAGAACCUUCGUCUCUGUUAAGCUCAUCAUAUCAGAGAGAAAACCAAAGACUAAUCAAGAGAUUUUUGGAAAGUCACAAUAGAGAGGAAGUGUCUGAUCAAUUGUUGAAAUUAGAGUCAGUUCUGGGAAAAGAUAACCUAUUUGACUUGAUGUCUAACCCAAAGCAUCGUCAGAGAGAUCUGAUCGAAGAACUAGUCCAGGAAAAUAAAAGGUCUGCUGACCCAAAAAUACAACAGCUGGUCAAACUGGCAGAAAAUCAAAAACAAGUUUCACAACAGCUUCAAAGCCUUGUGAAACAGAGACAUAAUGUUUUGGAGUCGUCCAGUAAAUUACGAAAAUUGAACAACUUAAUAGAAAAACUGUCGUCUAUUAACGAUGAAGCAUCAAAGCAGUUGGAAGAAAUAUCAGACAGUUUACAGAAAGGCGUAAUUUUGAAAAGCGUUGUCCUAAGGCAACAGGAAAACCAGAAGCGUCUAUGGGUGAUCAAGAAAAAUUUACAAAGUCAUUUAGACAGACAACAAAAACAAGCACUUGCUCUUAAGGUACAAAGCUCUCUGCAGGAGGUUCAAAAAUUACUCCAAAAACAGUCGCAAAAAGAGAAAAGCAGUUCAAAGAAGUCAUUAGUCAUGAAAGAACUACAAGCAGUAAAACAGGAACAGGCCAAAAUAAUUGGAGAUGUAUCGGGUUCAUCAAAGAAGGUACCAAAACACGCACUUCAACGGGUUGUACAGAUGACAGAUGAAUUAUUACACCAGAUUGUUACCCAGCACAAUGCAAAAGAAAACAAAGAGCAGUCUCUUGUGUUACUCAGUGUUUUGAUUCAACGCCAGCAAAUAGUAGAAGCUAUUAAGCAAGCCACUGAAAAUCCUGUAGACCAAUCCAGUGACAAAUCUAUCGAUAGUAGCGAGAAUGAUAGUGUAGAAUCAGUUGGAGGUAAGCGUCAAUGGAAAGAACUUGUAGAUAAACUUCAAGAUCAGGUUCGCGCUAUUUCUAUAGUUGUUGAAAUGAGCGAACUUGAAAAAAAUAUCAAUCAAAUGCAAAAAUCCAAUUCACUUGAUGAUGUGCAAGUUGUUACAGAACUAAGCAAGUUACGUUUAAGACAAAUUCAAAUGGGCUUAUCUCUCCCGAAAUUGGCAAGAUUGAAUAAAGAACAAGCGAGAAACAUUGUAAACAAACUUGAAGAAAUAUCAAAUGAGGUAGCACAGAAAGCAGAACAAAUCAGUCAUUAUAGUUCUGCUGUGUACCAAGUGAAAAAAAUAAGCGAGUCGCAAAUACAACUACUUGAAAAGGUUCAGAAUUUAAUACAGAACAAACAGGAAAAGAGUCUGCGAGACAGAAUUCAAGGCGAUAAACUAAUCAAUAUGGAUGUAUCAAAUAGAUUGAUAGAGAGAAUUGAGAAGUCAGUACAAAGAAGUGUUCCACGAGCAAAAUUCACAGUUUCUAAAUUGAUAGCUGAAAUUCAGCUAGAACAACAAUCCGUUGAAGAAUUAGUAAAACAGCAGGGCCCAAGACAGGGAGGUCAACACAUAGCUGAUGUUUCCAAAGAAAUUAUUCAGAAAGCAAAACAAAUCGUUGAAAAAAUUUCUCAACAACCUAAACAAUCAUGGAGAUCGCAAAAUUUGGAGCAACUAAGCGAAAUUGUCCAAAAACAAGAUAAAAUCUUACAAGCUAUAGAAAGGGCCACACAACUUAUUUCAUCUCCUGAAAUACGAGACCUUAAGGGCAUCUUACAAAGGCAACAACGAGAACUUCGUGAAAUCAAGGUUUCAAUUGACAGACAAGUUCAAGUAUAUAUAGCAUCAAGGAAACAACAAUCAUCGUCGGCGUCUCAGGAAAUGCAGCCAAUCUCACAAUCUGAUAGUCCACAAUGGUCAAGUCAUCGUUCUGAAGAACAACAACGAGUUGAUGUUCCCUCUGAGGUAGAUCACUUGAUUAAAGAAAUACAGCAAAAGUUGGAACAGAUAAAACUACAAGUAUCUCAAAUUUCAAAACAAAGAAAGUCACAAUUAGUUAAAGAAUCUAUCAGAUUAACAAAAGAAGCCGUUGCUGUUGUGUCUGCUCAUCCGCAGAUAAGGAUACCAGAAAAUCUACUCCGGCAAAUCAAGGAAAUCCAAAGUACGCUCCAGCAAAUGAUAAGUCGAGAUGUCGAUUCCUCAGACGAUAAAAGCUUACAAAGUAGACAAUUAAGCGAAUUGAAGGUACUGAAAGAUGAACUCAAACAGCAGACGCGUCAGCAAUAUGCUUUAAGAGAAAGUGUACAAAGCUCCGAACAAGAAUAUGAUAGUAAUGAACAGUACAGAGAAUUGCAGAAGAUGUCGGAACAGUCAGCAGACAACCAGAUGUUUUGGAACAUGGACAUCACAUUUGGAUACAAAGGUCUUCUUCAUAAGCAUAUACAAGUAGAGGGAAGAGCUGAAAAGUCGAUUGCCCAAUUGCAGUGGGAAGCAAGGCAGGCAUCUCCACAGAAAGACGAUUUAGUACGUAGAUAUCUUGAAGAAAAAGACAAUCCGACAUCUAAAUCAGAGCAGGCAUACAGAGAACUUAAACGGGAAUUAAACAUGUUUCGACAUUAUCAUUUUAAUGUAAAAUAUGUCAUGAAUGACUUCGAGCCAUUUUAUCGUAUGAUGUAUUGGCGCUUCCAAGAAUAUAUGAAAUUUGCUUUGUAUAAAUAUGGUGAAUUUUAUAUGCCAAAGGAAACGGCUGAUAAAAUUGAGUUAAUGUUUGAUUUGCACAGAAAUAAUAAACAGAUGGACAUAUCUCUGUCCACACCGUACGAAAUGGACAGAUUCCAUGGUAUUUAUCUCCCUUGGAUGGCCUAUAUGGAAAUGUUUUACAGAGCUGAUAGCAUCAAACUGCCCGAGAGUGUACCUCAACAAUCGCCAUUAUUUUCUGCAUCUCAGAAACUGCCAGGUGAAUGUGAAGUCCGCCAGAGAUCUGUUAGAACAAUGGAUGAGCAUGUUAUAGAAUUACCUGAUACAAGGUCAUGUGACGUAAUUCUGGCCAUGGACUGCUCCCCAGCUGCUAAAUUUGUUGUAAAAGCUAGAAGUGAAAAUCCACAUAAACGGGUUGUAACUGUGAUUACCGGGGAAUCAAGAGUGGAAGUAGUAAAACAAGACGCCAUCAUUAGUGUCAAGGUUAAUGGUCAACAGCAGCCAUUGUCACAGGAUAAAUCAGUAAUAGUCCAAGGACAAAGUGGAAAAUCUAGUAAACAAGAAGUUAUUAAAGUUUCCAAAGAAGGAGAAGCUGUGAAGAUUUCGUUACCUCAAGAAGGAAUCCGAGUCAUGGUGUUACGAGAUCAAAUCAAAGUCCAGGCAUCUCCAUUCCAAUACUCCAAACUCUGUGGAAUCUGUGGUAAUUACGAUGGCAUCCCACAAAAUGACCGCGAAAAUCCCCAAAGACUACAACAGAGGUCGCCUAGCUGUUUGUUAGCAGAUAAUAUAUUACCUGAUGAUAAGUGCAAUGUUAAACCAAUCAAAGACCAAUGCAGUAAAGAACAGCCACAGUCUCCUGAAGCAUGUAAACCUGUGCAAAAGCAACUAGUAAAAACAAGGCAACAAAAUGGUCAAAGUCAGAUUUGUUUCUCAGUUGAACCUGUAAAGGAAUGUAAACCAGGUUGUAAGGAGAUCAAACCCAGAGGAAAGCGUGUAGCAAUGAAGUGUUUAGAUCAACAAAAUAGAAGCGCCCAGAUUUUUCUCAGUCAUAGCCAUCAUCGUCCUCUGUCCGAGAUUGCAUCGAUCUCUGUUCCUAAGCAGGACCGAUUUGUAACUGAUGUUAAGGAACCUUACAGCUGUUCUAGAAAUUAAAUGAAACAUUUUCAAUAAAAGGAAACCUACAUUUUAAACGACCCAUGGACUCUCCGAUUUUUACUGUUUAGCUAUGCUUGAAACCCUGUUAAUUGUAUGUUUGUUUUGUAACGGCUUUUCUUUAUUAUUAUUUUGCUUUCGUUUUAUCUAGCAGUUUAUACCCUUAUUUUCAAGUAUAUUACUGCGUGCCGUGCCAAAUAUUACAUAUGGUUCUAUAUAAAGUAAACAAUGUUUAUGAACUGCAAAUGAGUUGAUUGUAUUGAUAGUAUUUAUGACAUUCAUUUUGAGCGAUAUAAAUAGGGCAUUAAUUCAGAGGUGUUUUGUAUUUUUUUACAUUAUAAAUCCUCUUUUGAGUAUUAUUUUUGUUUUGCUUAUACAAGCUGUGUAUAUAUAUUCGUUUGCUAAUUUUUCUUGUUUUAUGUUGAUUUUAUUUUAUUUUUCUAUAGGUCCAUUUUUCAAUUUGCUAAUUUAGAAUCGAAUUUUUGGUUUUAGUAUAUGUCUUGUCAAACUUUUUAUAAAUAAUUGUUUAUAUGAUCUGCUUUCAAUAUUUUGUAGUAUCAUGGUUGUAUUUUCUAUGGAUAUUUAUAUGAUUUAAAAGUCGUUAACCAGUAAGAUGUAGACAAGUAUCCUCAGGAUAACAUGAUUUAUGUGGGUUUCUAUUGUAUAUAGCUUUUAGCAAAUAAAGCAUGCAGCAUUUUG
This is a messenger RNA of Mytilus trossulus (common blue mussel), 8369 nucleotides long. Its product is annotated as vitellogenin-5-like. The coding region runs from base 69 to 7670 and encodes 2533 amino acids. The record is from RefSeq and is a predicted model, not a curated record. Gene Ontology annotation, molecular function: lipid carrier activity. Gene Ontology annotation, biological process: lipid transport. NCBI's taxonomy places the organism in Eukaryota, Metazoa, Mollusca, Bivalvia, Mytilida, Mytilidae. The transcript has 30 exons.